CUUGGCAGCAGUAUCUCUAGGACAGGACCUCUGCAGUUAUGUAGGGCUGUCACUGCAGUCACAGUACUACAGUUUUUUUAAAGAGCACAGAGUGCAAGAGGACAGGUGCUCUGAUUCCUGUGAUGUGCUGAAGUUGAUGACUCCUAGUUUGCUCAUCAGUGCAGCAAAGAAAAUCAGUCAGUUGAGUUGAUACGGACAUGAGUGACAUCAGUCACCUCUGGAGAGACUGCAGCCAGGGAGAGUGGAUGUGGCAGAAGAAGGAAAUUGCAGAGCAGCAUGCUGUUUACAUGCCCUGAUCAGAGUAAUCAAAGGAAGUUGUGAGAUGCCCGAUUCAUGUAGUUUGACUUUCUGCCUAAAGCUACAGCCAUUUUACAGCUGUGGCCAUUACACAGUGGCCUGGAGAACUGAGCCACCUGUGAACUCAAUGUGGGAUUUGCAGAGACUGGUACAUUAGGAGGCUCCAAAGUAGCAGAUGGCGGCGCCUCUCGCCAGCAAGGCAGGGUCCGCCGGCACCACCAGCAAGCCUCCCUUCCCGGAGCUGGAUUUCCGAUCGGGAGCCAGGGUGGAGGAAUUAAAUAAACUCAUCCAGGAAUUCACCAAGCACGAUCAGAGGGAGUACGACGACCAGCGAGCCCUGGAGAUCCACACGGCGAAGGACUUCAUCUUCUCCAUGCUGGGCAUGGUUCAGAAACUUGACCAGAAGCUGCCCGUAGCCAACGAGUAUCUGCUGCUGUCAGGCGGCGUGCGGGAAGGUGUGGUGGACAUUGACCUCGAUGAGCUGAAUGUUUAUGCCCGGGGCACAGACUAUGACAUGGACUUCACCCUGCUGGUGCCCGCGCUGAAGCUGCACGACCGCAACCAGCCGGUCACGCUGGACAUGCGCCACUCGGCCCUGUGCCACUCCUGGCUCAGCCUGCGCCUGUUUGACGAAGGAACCAUCAGCAAAUGGAAGGACUGCUGCACAGUCGUGGACCAUAUCAAUGGAGCUACCAAUUACUUCUUCUCCCCAACAAAAGUUGCAGACUGGUUCUAUGAAUCCAUUAGCAUUGUGCUUUCUGAGAUCCAGAAAAAGCCCCAACGAGGGAUGCCAAAGGUGGAGAAGGUAGAAAAGAACGGGACUAUCAUAUCCAUUAUUUUGGGAGUGGGCAGCAGCCGCAUGCUGUAUGACAUUGUCCCUGUGGUGUCCUUCAAAGGCUGGCCAGCUGUGGCACAGAGCUGGCUGAUGGAGAACCACUUCUGGGAUGGGAAGAUCACGGAGGAGGAAGUCAUAAGUGGGUUUUACUUAGUGCCUGCAUGUUCCUACAAGGGGAAGAAGGACAAUGAAUGGAGGCUGUCAUUUGCCAGGAGUGAAGUGCAGCUGAAAAAGUGCAUCUCCAGCAGCCUCAUGCAAGCCUACCAGGCCUGCAAAGCCAUCAUCAUCAAACUGCUGUCCCGCCCCAAAGCCAUUAGUCCAUAUCACCUGCGGAGCAUGAUGCUGUGGGCUUGUGACAGGCUGCCAGCCAGCUACCUGGCCCAGGAGGAUUACGCAGCCCAUUUCCUCCUGGGUCUCAUUGAUGAUCUCCAGCACUGCUUGGUCAACAAGAUGUGCCCUAACUACUUCAUCCCGCAGUGCAACAUGCUGGAGCACCUCUCCGAAGACACCGUGAUGCUCCACGCACGGAAGCUGUCCUCGGUGCGCUCCGACCCUGCCGAGCACCUCCGAACUGCCAUCGAGCACGUCAAGGCAGCCAACAGGCUCACCCUGGAGCUCCAGCGGCGGGGCAGCACCACCAGCAUCCCCUCCCCACAGUCUGACGGAGGGGACCCCAACCAGCCUGACGACCGGUUAGCCAAAAAGUUGCAACAGCUAGUGACUGAGAACCCUGGAAAGUCCAUCUCUGUCUUCAUUAAUCCAGAUGAUGUCACAAGGCCCCACUUCAGAAUUGAUGAUAAAUUUUUCUGAGCUUUCGUCAGUGUUUCUUGGGAUUUUUAUUUGUUUUGUUUUUUAAAACUCUUGCAGUAUGCAGGUUUUUUAAUUUGGUUUUCCAUGAUGACUUAGUCUCUUGGUUUCUACAUAUCCAGCAUAGAUUGGAUCUGUUGAGAACAAUCUGAACAAAUUAUAAAUCCUGUUUCUGCAGGACAGUGCAGAUUUUGGAACAGUAUAUUACUAUUUCCUAUGCUGCUUUUUUUUUUUUUUUUCACCCACCCUGCCCCAUUGUCUGUGAGUAGUUUCUAAAGGAGGACAUGCAUCGUAAACGCAAGCCACAGUGUAAUGUAGGGGUUUUAUCCAAGCUUCCAUAAUUUAUGUACAUUGUUGGGCUGGGAGAAAGGACAACUCACCUUCUGUUGCUUCAGAAAUUCACUUCUUUUUCCAUGAGCUUCCAUCACCCUAAAGAAAUGAGGAGAGGCUGGGUUAGAAAGCACCACUGGUAAUCUGACGAGGCCAAAUCUACUGGGCUGAAGCCCAGUUCAUCUGUUCUUCACAUUUCUGAUAUAGGGGAGAAAGAUAACUUUAGAGAUGAUGAUGCAGCUUUUUGGGGAAAGAGUUGUUUCUGUUUUGAUCUACUUUUUGAAUGUAAUUGUUCAUUAAUUGGACCUUGUACAGUCCAGAGGGUUGUUUCUGCUGCUUUUCCAUGCGGAAUAAGGUUAUGGAAUGUUAGUUUUAGUGUGUGUAAUUAUUCAAAGCCUUAUUUAAAUUCUAUUAAAGAACAUACCAUUUUAAAUGUAAUUGCACUAAUGAAAUCUCUGCCAUUACCUCA
Vidua chalybeata is the source of this 2738-nucleotide messenger RNA. It is a transcript of the gene MB21D2, whose product is annotated as Mab-21 domain containing 2. Bases 473 to 1942 code for a protein of 489 amino acids. The transcript is spliced from 7 exons. NCBI's taxonomy places the organism in Eukaryota, Metazoa, Chordata, Aves, Passeriformes, Viduidae. The record is from RefSeq and is a predicted model, not a curated record.